This is a messenger RNA of Cucurbita moschata (crookneck pumpkin), 1364 nucleotides long. RefSeq lists its product as uncharacterized. Bases 707 to 1048 code for a protein of 113 amino acids. The record is from RefSeq and is a predicted model, not a curated record. The transcript has 4 exons. Lineage: Eukaryota; Viridiplantae; Streptophyta; Magnoliopsida; Cucurbitales; Cucurbitaceae.
GGGGGGCGGUUCGUGGAGUGGACUAACUCUAAGACUCCACUGAUAGGUCUAUAGGCACAGGACAUAUGACUUUGCCUCUUGCAGGUUGCAGUUCAACAGAGAAGCCAAGCUGACUGAGACGGACAUCAUGGAAAAAUACAGUCUUGUAAAGGGGAAAAUGGAAGGGAUGGCGGAUAAACCGUGCUGCUAUCUCAUCUAUGAUAGGGGAAAAAACAUUGGGAAUUGAUGAAGGAAGCUGUUAGGAUCAACAAGUCCUACGCCAACCUGCUUGCUUCGGACAGAAAUCUAAAUGUGAAAGUUCUGCUGUCAUAAUUAAAUUGGAUCUAAACAUGUGUACAUGCAUGCGUAUGUAAUAAUCAAUAUGACAUGCCAAGGGAAAGAAGAAGAUAUUUGAGAACAUGCCAAUACUUUAUUCGCUUAUAGUCUUCGACUUUUCAUUAUCCUUUAGUUUUGUUCUUCAUUUUUUGGGAUCCAGUAACAGUUCCACUGUAUUUUCUUUGAUCAUAUUUUCUUCUUUUUCAGUUUGCCACUUGCUAGUAGGACCACUGAGUAAAGUUUUCCAGGAUUCUGAAAUGGAGUCGUUGGAUUGGGAAGCCCUAAUAUUCACAUCCAUGAACGUGGGAGAGAGUCCUAAACAUGCACGGAUCUCGUUUGCUCACAUGAACGCAGAAUCAAUUUACAGUAAUCAGAAUUCUUGUAACCAGACAUGCGAAGCUGCCUGCCUCAUGAAUUUACAAAGAAAAUGGUUCUUAAGGGCAUCAAUCUACUUUGGUUUAAAAUCAAGGGUUUCCUUGCAAUAUUGGGCGCUGAUCAACUACCAGACACUCAAAACCAACUACCUCAAUUUUCUUCAGGAGGGAUUGAUAAUGCUAGCCCAGCAUCCAGAAGAGCGACAGACAUGCAGUGGAAGGUGAUUGGAAGCGAGAAGCAUGUCUUUCAUUGGCAUUCUGAUUUCUAUUCUGUCAGCAAGAGAAGAGUACCAAAUGGACCUGAUCCAAUCCAUAACAGGAGAGUGGAGAAUUCCAAACAACCACCAGUUCGAGCCUAAGCAAAUCGAGGAGAUAGAUCAGCUGCAGAAAAGGCUCAGAAAUGAACAGUUAAUUUUUUUUUUUUACCUGUAAGUAAAUGGUUUUUAUUUUUAUUUUUAUGCUCUCCAUCAAGGAUAGAUCCUGCAUUGAGACUUUUGUCCCCUAAAGCACUGACAUGGCAACUGUUCUUAGUGGGUUUUUGGGGGUAAAGAGAUUUUGCAUAACUUUCCCAGAAAAAAUUUCAGUUGUUAGUAGUCAUCAUUUAUUCGAUCUAAGAUGCAAAGUUUUUGUUUUUCUCGGAAUUUGAAGUUAUUAUAUUUUGUUUCUUGUCGUUCA